This is a messenger RNA of Trichoplax adhaerens, 723 nucleotides long. RefSeq lists its product as uncharacterized. Gene Ontology annotation, biological process: DNA repair. Gene Ontology annotation, cellular component: nucleus; Smc5-Smc6 complex. Lineage: Eukaryota; Metazoa; Placozoa; Uniplacotomia; Trichoplacea; Trichoplacidae. The coding region runs from base 1 to 723 and encodes 240 amino acids. The transcript is spliced from 8 exons. The record is from RefSeq and is a predicted model, not a curated record.
AUGAGUGAAUCGAGUGUAAAGCAAAACGAUUCCAUCGAAGAUGAACAAUAUCGACGGUUAAGACAGGAAUAUCGUAGUAUGAUCGAACAUGUUGAACAAAAUAUGGAACAGUAUGCCCAGCCAGGUUCGUCUGGUAUUAAGGAGACAUUAGAAAAAGCUGCCAAUUUAAUCCGUGGAGUGAAUCGGACGCGAGAGGCAGUGCUGGAUUCUCAGCUAUUAGUUGCCGCUAGCAAAAUAGCCAGGAAACAAGCCCAGAAUGUCAGUAAUGAAGGCAACGUAUUCGAUACUGAUGCCUUCAUUAACACCCUGAAAACCUACUUGUCCCCUCAUAACUUUAACCAUAGUGUCAGUGACAGUCAGGAAAUGCCCUUAGAUUGGGCGAAACUUGGUAGAAGAUGUCUUCGAUGUUUUCGAAGUGUACCCGCUGUCAAUACGAUGUAUGGUCCUGCCAAAAUACAGCCUCGGGUUAAAAAGCAAAGCAAUCGUUCAUCACGUAAAGAAGCCGUUAUUCCGAAUGCAGUAGUGCGACCGAAGGAGGAUGGAAAGGUCAAGAUAACUGUAGAAAACAAUAUUCCUAAGAUUGUUCCGUUGCAAACAGUAGAUAGGAGCGAAAGUGAAAAUUGUAACAAGAAACAAACUGUAAUUUCGCUUGAUCACAACACUUGGCAGGAGUUGAUUUCAUCGUUCAAGAUCGAUCGUUGUUUAAUCACACCUAGAGAAUAA